UCUGCCUCUCUCCCCUUCUUCUCUCUCUCUAAACCAAAGCAGAAUCUCAUGGAAAAGACAGUACUGGAGACUCUGAAUCCAAUGCACUACAACGUCACCAGCCUAGUACUGGAUAAGAUGCCAGCGGCCACAGUGCCCAUACUCAUCCUUAUGUGCUUUCUGUUUCUAAUGUGGAAUCACGAAGAAACUUCAUCAAUACCAGGACCUGGAUACUGUAUGGGAAUCGGUCCCCUCAUUUCACAUGCCAGAUUUCUCUGGAUGGGAGUAGGAAAUGCCUGCAACUACUACAAUAAGACAUAUGGAGAAUUUGUGAGAGUUUGGAUCAGCGGUGAAGAAACAUUUAUAAUUAGCAAAUCCUCGAGUGUGUUCCAUGUAAUGAAACAUUGGCAUUAUGUUUCUCGAUUUGGAAGCAAGCUUGGAUUACAGUGCAUUGGCAUGUAUGAAAAUGGGAUCAUAUUUAAUAACAACCCAACACAAUGGAAAGAAAUUCGACCCUUUUUCACCAAAGCGCUGUCUGGUCCUGGUCUUGUGCGUAUGAUAGCGAUUUGUGUUGAAUCAACGAUUGAUCACCUGGACAAACUAGAGGAAGUAACCACUGAAGUAGGAAACAUCAAUGUGUUGAAUCUUAUGAGACGGAUCAUGCUUGACACAUCUAACAAGCUUUUUCUCGGGAUCCCUUUAGAUGAACAUGCCAUUGUACUUAAGAUUCAAAACUACUUUGAUGCUUGGCAAGCACUUUUAUUAAAGCCCGACAUCUUUUUUAAGAUUUCUUGGCUAUGCAAGAAAUAUGAAGAUGCAGUCAAGGAUCUGAAAGGAGCAAUGGAAACUUUAAUAGAACAGAAACGACAAAAGCUUUCCGCUGUUGAAAAGUUGGAUGAACACACGGAUUUUGCAUCCCAGUUGAUUUUUGCACAGAACAGAGGGGAUCUGACUGCUGAGAAUGUGAACCAGUGUGUGCUGGAGAUGAUGAUUGCUGCUCCUGAUACUCUUUCUGUGACACUGUUCUUUAUGCUAAUACUGAUUGCAGAACACCCCACAGUGGAAGAGGAGAUGAUGAGAGAAAUUGAAACUGUUAUGGGUGACAGAGAUAUACAGAGUGAUGACAUGCCAAACUUAAAAAUUGUGGAGAAUUUUAUUUAUGAGAGCAUGAGAUACCAGCCAGUUGUGGACUUGAUCAUGCGAAAAGCUUUACAAGAUGAUGUGAUUGACGGCUAUCCUGUGAAAAAGGGGACAAACAUUAUUCUCAAUAUUGGACGUAUGCAUAAGCUUGAAUUCUUUCCAAAGCCAAAUGAGUUUUCUCUCGAAAAUUUUGAGAAAAAUGUUCCUUCACGCUAUUUCCAACCAUUUGGAUUUGGCCCUCGGGGCUGUGUAGGAAAGUUUAUUGCCAUGGUAAUGAUGAAGUCAAUCCUGGUGACUCUUCUGAGAAGGUGCAGAGUACAGACAAUGAAAGGAAGAGGCCUUAACAACAUCCAGAAAAACAAUGACUUAUCCAUGCACCCAAUAGAAAGGCAACCUCUCCUGGAGAUGGUUUUCACACCAAGAAGAAACAUGAACAAGAAUCAGGGCGACUAA
Apaloderma vittatum (bar-tailed trogon) is the source of this 1572-nucleotide messenger RNA. RefSeq names its product aromatase. The transcript is spliced from 9 exons. Gene Ontology annotation, molecular function: heme binding; oxidoreductase activity, acting on paired donors, with incorporation or reduction of molecular oxygen; iron ion binding. The record is from RefSeq and is a predicted model, not a curated record. NCBI's taxonomy places the organism in Eukaryota, Metazoa, Chordata, Aves, Trogoniformes, Trogonidae. The coding region runs from base 49 to 1572 and encodes 507 amino acids.